AUGUCGCAGAAUACCACAGACAAACCAAUCAGAAAGAGAAACCGUCCCACUGUUGUGUGUAACAACUGUAGAGUGAAGAAAACAAAGUGUGAUCGGAAAUUGCCAUGCUCUAAUUGUGAAAAAUUGGAUCUCGCCGGCUCGUGUAAUUAUAAUGGUUCUAACCCUAGCAAAAGAGUCUCUGAAGGGCCCGGCGACACGUUGAGGAACCCCUUGAUACCCUCACCUCCACAUUACCAUCAUAGUCAGCAACCUGCUCAUCCCCAGGUACCUCUUCCUGGGAUAGCCCUUCCAUUAGGAGCUGGUGCAGGACAUGCUCAAUUUCUGGCAGCGCCCGCGUACGUCAGCCAGGGAGCGUACCACACACAUAUAAUACCACCGUUAUCGCAGCCGGUGCUGCACGAUCACCAACAGCCUGGCCAUGGGUACGGCAGUGAUCCUACCGUCCAUAACGAGUUGGAGAAUCUCAAAAACAAACUAAAGGAACUCGAGGCCUCGAUAACCGUCGCUACUUUGCACAAGCUGUCCGCACCCAGCUCGGUAUCAGGCACCAGUGGUGCCCCAGUGCCACUUGCAACGUCAUUCUCGUCGGCAGUGUCGCCUUCGAUCCAUUCGUCAGCGUCUGUAGGCAUAAAUUCGAACUCUCCGAUCCAGUCAUCGGCAAGCUCCACGCCAAAUGUAGCCAAUUUGCACCGCCAGUCGAAGCAAUCGUUGAACCAUUCUCUGUAUGAGCGUCAUUCCAGGGUCGAUGAUUCCACAUCUAUGGCUAUCAACCCAUACCUAUCCGACGAGACCAUCAAUUUCUUUCUAGAUUUCUCUAUUAACGGUGCAAAUAAGAAUGGCUACAACUAUAAGCCUUUACCAUUAAUGGCAGCUACUAGGGCAGACCCGGCCAUUGAGCUUUUCUUGAAGUUUAAGAAGCAGUUGAUGAAGGAAGCAGGUGUGGUGCCCCAAGCAGCAGCAGCAGCAAAAUGUAAAGAUGCUAAGGGACAGCUGCUCGCUACACCUCAAUGCUGUUCUUCUAAAGUUCUGGGCCCUGCUAUAACUCAUUUGCAAUCAACUUUACUGAAAAGCGAUGACUUUCUUUCAAAAGUAAAGAAGGAUAAGUAUAGCAAGGAGUAUAUGCAGAAGUUUUUUGGCGUCAAUAGAGAUGUCGUUGUUGAAACAAUGAAGGAACACCAGAAUAUUAAGAAGUUUGGUAUGUCCAUUGGAGUGGUCUUCGACGACAGGAAAAUCAUGGAUUUAAAGGGCUUCAAGGAGAAAAUUCUUGCGGUUAUGCCAAGUAGAAGAAUAUUACAUGCGUUGAUUGAUAGAUACUUCUCAGUCUUGUAUCAGUUUUUGCCUAUUGUUGACGAAUAUUCUUUCAGGCCAGAGUUGAAGAGGAUAAUUGGACAAACACUGGAAUUGGUUGAAGGAGCAAAUGACAGUAUAACUAAUUUGAACCUAACUAAAAAGAGUGAUUACAUUUUCAUAUGUAUGACUCUAAUAAUGUUGAGACUAAGCUAUAUUUCUCUAUUCAAAAAUAAUCAAAGAGUAAAUGAAAGUGCAGUCCAAUAUGGUAAUAACAUGACACAGGCAGACGUGAAUACAAAGUUUUUACUAACCAAUCCAAUCAGUGUUGACACUAUUGAAGUAGCAGAAUUGUGUUUGAGAGAGUUUGAUUUUACAAGGAAAGCUAAUUUGAUUACCUUUCAAUAUAUGCUAAUGUUGAAGUCAUACAGAAGUUACUGUCCUGAGGAUGGCUACAAAAUACCCUGUCAAAGUUCUUCUUUAUUUAAAGGCUUGAUUAAUAGUCUUGCAUUUUCUUUGGGGCUCAAUAGAGAUCCUGACUUCUACAACAGUAGUGAAGGUAUGCAUGGCCGUCAUACUCCAGAAGUUGACCCUAGGAUGGAUAAUCUACGUAGAAAAUUAUGGCACUUUUUGGUUGCUCAAGACGUAGUGGACAGUAUAACUCAGGGUACUUCUGUUACCUUACAGCAUUGUGAGUAUGAUACAAAAUUGCCAUUCUCUGUCGAUGGUAAUGCCAAUGUGUUUGAUAUUAAUAUAGAAAUGGAAGUCGUUUCGAGUUUUCAGACUUUUGAAACUUUACGUCAGCUGAUGAUCGAUUUGGUUCAAGUGUUAUUCAAUCAGAGAGUGAACAUUGCGAUGCUGGAGUUCACAAAAAUUGUUUCUAGGUUCGAAAUAUUGCUUAAUUCAGAAUGUGGAAAAUUGGAGGAAUAUUUAAACCCAAGUUUCAAUUCUUCAAGGUUUUUGAAAAUCCUAAGAUUGAAAUUCCUUAUAAUAGGUAACCAAUUAAUGAUAUCUAUCUACUACCUUUUAUAUUUGUACUAUCUCAAAAAAGAUAGCAGGGAAAGAAGCUCGGGGGCUACUGUUAACAAUGGAUUCAGCAAUUUGACAUAUUUUUACUACAAAAAACUCUUGGUCUAUGCCCUUGUUAAAGUAUUGCCAUACCUACCAGAUGUGUUAGAUGAGUCCAGAGAUUACCACCAUUCAGCUUCUUCAUUCUUCAUUCUGCCUACCAUUCAAGACUUCAACCAUUCAGCAUCUUUUAUUAACCUGAUAACUGUUGCAAAAUUGUUGAGUACAAUAAAGAUUUUGAAGAACAAUCCGAGUCACGAAGAUUCCCUAAAAUCCGACUUGAGUUAUAGAAGCUACUUCGAUGGCUUGCAUAAUUUUAUGGAAGUGGUGAUUUCUUUGAGAAAAGUCAACUUGAAAGUUAUGGAUACAUUGGGUGUCAGAUAUUUCCAUGCCUGGAAAACUCGUAAGAUCCAUACCCUCUGUUUUCAAUUAUUUGAAAAGGAUAACUUUUUCCAGUAUGAUUUAGAUGUUACUAGACAUGCUGCAGCCUCGUUUGAAUUACAUGAAAUGAGUGAAAUGGCUAAAGUCUGUCAAACCACGUUAGAAUAUGUGAAUUUUGCUGCAAGGAAUGCUAAUACUAGCAAUAACGCUGAGCUUCCUAACAAAGACAUUGACGCCAGGGUUGACUCUUUUUGGCAAUAUGUUGCAUCAAAGGGGAAUGAUGAUGAAGAAGCUCCUCUUGAUGAUAUUGAAGAAGCUCAAGGUGCCGACACAACGCAGAAUAAUUACGAACGUGGGGAAAUUACGAGAAACGAUAGCAGUGCUACUGAAUCUGUUGCUACUUUAAGUGACUCCAUAUCUUUGGACAGGGACUUCGAAAAUAGUUUGGAUAAGCCCAAGGGAUCUCCAUCGUAUGCACUUCCCUUUACCCCACAGUUUGAUUUCCCAGUAGAAUACUCUGACUAUGAUUUAGGUAUUUUCAACGGUCAAUCUUUUGAUGAUUUCUUUCUGAACUAG
This is a messenger RNA of Dujonia railenensis, 3312 nucleotides long. The record is from the annotation of a GenBank genome assembly. NCBI's taxonomy places the organism in Eukaryota, Fungi, Ascomycota, Pichiomycetes, Serinales, Debaryomycetaceae.